CCGUAUUUUCACCUAAUUUUCACCGACGAUGGCGCAGUGGGGACAAGGCCAGGGCCAGGCAGGGUACCAAUACCCAAUGCAGACCGGCUUCCCCGGCCAAAACCCGUCGUUCCAACAGCCCCAACAGACAGGCUUUCCAGGCCUGCAAGCGCAACCGACAGGCUUCCCCGGCCAACGACCGCCUUUCCAACAACCUCAGCAGACCGGAUUUCCAGGAUUGCAGCCCCAGCAGACCGGCUUCCCCGGCAUGGCCGGAGGCUACGCGCAACAGCAGCGCCCGCCUCCGCCGCCGGUCCCGCCUCUCCCCUCGAGCGGAUUUCUCGGCGCUCAGCAGCAGCAGCAGGCCCAGAGCCGAUUCAUGUCGCCUUCGCCGUCUGGGAUUAUGCCCCAGCAGACCGGGUUCCCUGGUGCUGGAGGCAUGGGCGGUGGAGGGCUGCAGCCUUUGGUUCCCCAGAUCACGGGCUUCGUCGACCCGAGGCUGCAGAUGAUGGCGAGCACGUUCUUGCCCGCGAACGCCUCCGCGCCGUACAACCCCGCUGGCGCGCCACAGCUGCUUCAGCCCCAGCAGCAGCUCGGCGGGCUCUCGCUCCAGCAGAGCUUUCAGCAGCACAAUCAGGAGGUCAAGGGCACCAGUGCGCCGAGGGUGCCGUGGGCGCUGUCCCAGGGCGAGAAGAAGAGCUAUGAUAAGAUAUUUAGGGCUUGGGACGCGGCGGGGACGGGCUUUAUUGAUGGGAGCACCGCGAUUGAGGUCUUUGGACAGAGUGGGCUGGAUAAGAAUGAUCUCGCGAGGAUUUGGACACUCGCCGACGGAGACAACCGCGGUAAACUCAACAUGGCCGAAUUCCACGUCGCCAUGGGUUUGAUCUACAGAAAACUCAACGGCAACGAAAUCCCCGACACCCUCCCCCCCGAGCUCAUCCCCCCCUCGCACCGCGACCUCGACACCUCCGUCGACUUCCUCAAAGGCCUCCUCAAAAACGACGCCACAGCCCGCGCACGCUCCCCCUCCGCGCUCGACCCCUCCAUCCCCAUCUCGCGCCUCAAAGAACGUUCCUUCAACUCUUCUGGUGCACCAGGCGCCGGCUCGCGCCAAGACGCCACGGUGUAUAAACAUAGGGAGGAUGAUGCGCCGCCGGGGGGGUAUUAUACGCCCCGGAGUAGGCAUUUGGAUCGCAGUGCGGUGAGGACGGAUAGGGAGAGGGAGGGAGGAGGGGGAAGGGGCGAUUUGGAGGAGAUGAAGAGGGCGUUGGAGGGGACUGCGAAGAUGCUUGAUCGGGCUGGAGAGGAGUCACGGAAUCGGACGGAGGAGGACGAGAAGCUGGAUAGGGAGAUGGAGGAUUUGAGGUAUCGCGUGAAGCGGGUGCAGGAGGAUUUGGAGUAUGCGGCGAGGAGUGGACGGAAGGGGGCGAGGGAGGACGAGGAGAGGAGGAGGUUGGAGAGGGAGUUGAUGGGGUUGUUGUAUGAGAGGAUUCCGGAGGUGGAGAGGAAGAUUGAGGAGAGGGAGGUGAAGAGGGAGAGGGAGAAGAGGGAGUGGGACCGUGAGAGGGAUAGGAGGAAUGACAGGUUUGGGAGGUAUGAUGAUCGCGACCGCGACCGCGAUUACCCCAGCUAUUCGUCGUCCUCGAGGAACGAGGACAGACCGCGGUACGACCGCUAUGAGCGAGACAGAGACAGGGACUCUCCCUAUGACCGUGACCGCGACCGCGACCGUGGAUACGACAGAGACCGCGAUCGUGACCGUGACGCUCCCUCAACCCGUUCCCCACCCCCCGCCCCACCCGCUCCCUCUCUCUCCUCAAUCUCCAAACCUCCCCCCGCCCCACCCGCGCCCUCCUCCGCCCCGCCCCUCCGCUCUACCACGCCCUCCAACAAAGCCAUGACCCCCGAAGAGCGCAAGGCCUUCAUCCGCGCCGAGGCCCAACGGCGGAUGGAAGAACGCAUGGCCGCUCUCGGGCUCCCCGUUCCCAACGCUGCAAGCUCACCGCGCGUAGACACGAGUGUGGAGGAUAGGUUGGCGAGCGAGAAGAGGGAGGCGGAGGAGAAGGCGAAGGAGGCGGAGAAGGCGGCGGAGGAGAGGGAGAGAGCGAGGAGGGAGAGGUUGGAAGGUGAAAAGGCGAUCAAGGAGGGCAGGUCGCCUUCCUCUACUGCACCGACUCCGCCUGUGAGUGCGGUUGGGAAGGCGGCGCCUCCUCCGCCUGUUAAGCCGAGGGCUCCGGCGCCACCGCCACCGAGGAAGAGCGCGCUCGUGAAUCGGGGGGCUCCGGCGCCUUCGCCUGUGGCACCUACUCCGCCCGCUGCUGCUGCACCUACUCCUCCAGCGCCGGCUCCUGUCAAACAAGAAGAUCCGGAAGAAGUAGCUUUCCGUGCGCGUGAGGAACGGCUCAGGAAACAGAGAGAAGAGCGGCUCGCACGUCAACGACAGCUCGAGGCCGAAGAAGCGGAAGAGGCUCGACGUGAACAACAAGAAGCCGAAGAAGCGGCCCGACGAGCUCAGGUGGACGAGAAAGCGGAAGAACAGAGGAGGAUCAAGGAGGAGAGGGAGGCGAAGAUCAGACAGAUGGAGGAGGAGGAGGCGGAGGAGGCGAGGAGGGCGGAGGAGGAGUUUCAGAGGAGGAAGGAGGCGAGGUCGAGGGCUUCGACGCCUAAGCCUCCGAGUUCUGCUCCUCCUGCUGCGGCUGCUGGUGUGGCUUCCCCGCCGCCACCGCCGCCUCCUCCACCCCCGCCGGUUAUGGCGAGCCCACCGUCGGAGAAGGGAAAGAAUAAUCCGUUCAAUCGGCUUGGUGGUGGUGCUGCCGCCGCCCCCGCGGCACCCACUCCCCCGGCUCUGAACGGUUCGAGCACCAAUCCCUUCUUCAAAUCCAACCCUCCCCCCACUUCAUCCGCAUCUCCCUCCAUCCCCGCGCCCCCGAAAUCGCCCGGCCCUCCCCCCGUCAAGACUCCGUACACGACCGCUCCCGGUGCGGGCGACAGCAGCGACGACGACUGGGGCGACGUGCGCGAGAAGGACGACGACGAGAGUUCGGACGAUGAGCUGGACUCGAGCAGGGAUACGAGGAAUAAACUCGCGCAGCAGUUGUUCGGGAGCAUCUUACCGCCCGCGAGGCCUCAGUCCGCUGCUCCUGGUGGUGGUGGUGGUGGUGGAAACGCGAGCACGCCAAAGCAGCCGUCGACGCCUGUUGCGCCGACGCCGCCGCCUCCGCCUCCGAGCGCGCCUCCUGCUUUCAAUCCCGACAUUAGCAGCGGUGGUGGAAUUCCGCCGCCGCCGCCUCCCCCUGCGCCUCCGAUGGCCCCAAUGGCCCCUCCCCCUCCCAUGGCACCUCCCGCUCCCUCAGGACCUGGACCAGCACCAGCCGCCGCGGGGGGUCGUGGCGCGCUCCUGAGCGCGAUACAGGGCGGAGCGAGGUUGAGGAAGGCGGUCACGAAUGAUCGCAGUGCGGCUCCGGUGGGAGGGAAGGUUUUGGGCGAUGCGGCACCGCCGGAGCAUAUUAAGGUGAAUAUACCCGUUGCGCCGCCUUCGCCUCCGCGUGCGCAUGUGCCUGUUCCGGAUGUUGGGCAGGGACAGGGAGAGGAGGAGGGGAUGGGGAUGGGGAUGUCGAUGUCGAGGGAGACGACGAAUUCGACGAAUAGGCAGAGUGUGGAUUGGUAUGCUGGUUUGGCGGCGGAUAAUGAUCAUUCGAGGGCGAUGACGAGGGAGACGACGUUGGCGAGUAUGAAUGAGGAAGAGGAGGAGGGGGAUGUGGGGAAUGGGCAUGCGAAUGCGGUGCCGCAUAUUCAGGUCGCGCCGGCGGAGGGUGAGGAGAGCGACCCGUUGGAGGAUGUGGAUAGGGGUGUGGAGUAUAGGGUGAGGUCGUUGUAUGCAUACGAGGGGCAGAGGGCGGAGGAUCUAUCUUUCGGAGAGAACCUAAUUCUGACGGCGCAUCCGUCCAAGUCUGGAGGUGAUUGGUGGUACGGGACCGUCGUACGCGAUGGAAAGUCCGGAUUCUUCCCUAAGACAUACGUGCAGUCUGUCGAUGUCGUGAAAGCCCGCGCCGCGUACUCAUACGCUGGCGCCGGUGAUGCCGACGAGCUCCCCUUCGUCGAAGGCGACGUCCUCUCCAUCGUGGACCAAAGCGCAGAUGACUGGUGGAAGGCGGAACAAGGCGGAGUGGUCUUCAUCGUGCCCGCGGCGUAUCUCGAAGUCGUAGAGGGUCUCGGAAGCACAAAUAAUGAGGCCUCCAAUACGGUGAUUCUCACGGCUAACCCUGACGCACAAGCACCCAACAGAGACGCCGUUCCAUCCUUUCCUAACCAGGCCAUGACAGAGUCCGGGAAUGAGCCCGUCUCGAACCAUGUCCAGGGUACGGGGUCCUAUAGCGACGAUGAAGAGGACGACGACACGGAGUCGGAUUCGGAGUACCACUCGUUCGACGACUCGGAUACGGACACCAACGACGCCCAUGCUCAGGGGGACGAAGAAAAGCGUAAGGCCGAGCGCGAGGCGCGGGCUCUCGAGCGGCAGAGGGUGCUGGAAGCCGCAGGUCUAAUCGUGAAACAGGACGGUCGGAAACCCCCUCCCAGGCCCGUGAGACGAAAAGCGCUCUUGGCCACUACACCCGCCAAAACGCACCGCAAACCUCCGGCGCCACCCCAGACUUCCGGUCCUUCGAGCAUCCCGCAAGGACAAGAAGAAGAUUUCGACCGACGGUUGUCGCAGAUAUCUGCGUCGUCCGAAUUUUCUGGUAAGGAAUUGCCUCCUGUCCCCGCUCCGGACUCCCCGCGCUCGCCCGAGGCUGGAGAGGAUGCGGGCACUCGUCUGGAUGAUGCGUAUGAUCGGUAUGAAGCGUUUAAAGCAUCCAUGGCGGAUAGCAAUCGCUGGUCUAUGGCUUCCACCACCACCGAUGGCCUCAAUGCUGGUGGUAGCGGUCCUAGUACCGUCCCUUCUUCCCCUGCUCCCUCGCUCUCCCUUCAGCCUAGUCGGUCCCAUGACACGACGCUGUCGGCCCAUUCGAGGACGGGGAGCGAUACGACCUCUCGGUCGUAUGGGUCUUCGUUGUUCCAUUUGCUAGGGAGGAGCAGGACGCCUGUAGAUGAGGCUGCAGAGAGGAGGACAAUGCCGGUGAUUUCGGGUCCUAUUUUGAACGGGGACUUGACCUCGCCCUCUCGCGAAGGUGCGAACAGCCCAGCGUUCGGAUCGUCAUGGGCCAGCUUGGUCGAGAACUCAGCGCUGGAAGGUAUCCCCACUCGGGAACGGAAGCGUCAGGAGGCUAUCUUCGAGUUCAUCGCCACGGAAUCGGCUUAUGUCCGGGAUCUGCAGCUCAUUGUCGAGCUGUUUUACUCGAGGCUGUUGGAUGCCAUGGAACACAAGGCUAUCACGGUUAUAUUUGCUAACGUGGAGGACAUCCUUCUCGUCAACACGGCGUUCUUGAGCUCACUAGAAGAACGACAGAAGAGCUGCAGGUUGUAUGUAGACCAGAUCGGCGAUAUUCUAUACCAGCACAUGCAUAAUAUGGGCGUUUACGGAGAGUAUUGUGUGAACCAGGGCACCGCCGCCAAAGUCCUGAAGUCGCUACGAGACAGGAAGCCCGAACUCGAAGCCCACCUGAAGCGAUUACGGGAUGACCCAUCCGCUCGUAAUCUGGACCUUUCUAGCUAUCUCCUCGUACCCAUGCAACGAAUAACCCGAUAUCCGCUCCUCAUCAAGCAGAUAUUGCACUAUACCGACUCCGAGAAAGACCGCAUCGACACGCAGAACGCACUCACUACAGCCGAAGGUAUCCUCAGUCACAUCAAUGAAGCUAUUCGCGAGCAAGAAGGGAAGGAACGACUUAGCGUGAUCUCUCAGGACCUAUGGAUCGGCCAGGGUCGGUUGGACCUAUCCGCGCCGACACGCAACAUGGGACACCGGAAGCUUCUGAAAGAGGCUGUUUUAUGGAAGUCAAAGAGCGGAAGGAAGCUGAGGGCGUUCUUAUGUACGGACAUCUUGGUCCUUACGGACGAAGGAGCCAAGACGCUUUAUCGGAUGCCUAUCCCUCUCGCCGAGGUACAAGUUCGCGAAGGACGCGACGAUCUAACAAUCCAAGUUGGCCUCGCCUAUCCCCGUGGUGGCGACAAGAUCGUUCUCCGCGCCUCUUCCUCCCGUGAAGCCCACGCCUGGCUCUCCGAGAUUGACACUCAGAGUAAGAAGUGUCGAGAUGCAGAGAGAAAGGCGACGAUAAAGGCACAGCAAAGAAAUUCAAGGCAGUACUAAACAAGGACGUUUAGGUUGUGAUCUAACGAGGAGACUGAUGUAGAGAGCAUUAGUGCUACGCAUACCCACAUUCAUUACAUCUAUUUUUCUCAACCAUUAUUCACGAUUUUUUCUCGAUUUAUACGGACACAUGUCUCCAGGAGUCACGAUAUUUGGACACAGAGACGCAGACAUUCUUUCGUUCUCCUUUUUUUUUCUUCAUCUUGCUCUUUUAUGAUAUAUCUCAAGUAUCUCAUGCGUAUUUCUUGGUUAAAACUUUUCGGACUGCAUUACCCUCCUUUCUCUCAUUUUCAUCUACCCGGUCUCACGUCAGCUUGAUGGAUCCCC
Molecule: messenger RNA, 6553 nt
Organism: Stereum hirsutum FP-91666 SS1
Lineage: Eukaryota; Fungi; Basidiomycota; Agaricomycetes; Russulales; Stereaceae
Exons: 16
Coding region: 29-6226 (2065 amino acids)
Biological process (GO): positive regulation of Rho protein signal transduction; intracellular signal transduction
Molecular function (GO): calcium ion binding; actin binding; guanyl-nucleotide exchange factor activity
Source: RefSeq, a predicted model, not a curated record